Guyanagaster necrorhizus is the source of this 543-nucleotide messenger RNA. RefSeq lists its product as uncharacterized. The transcript has a single exon. The record is from RefSeq and is a predicted model, not a curated record. The coding region runs from base 1 to 543 and encodes 180 amino acids. NCBI's taxonomy places the organism in Eukaryota, Fungi, Basidiomycota, Agaricomycetes, Agaricales, Physalacriaceae.
AUGCUCGAUAUACUUGGAAUCAGACCGCCCGAGCGGCGCAAGUACACCAGGCCAGGUGAUCCUGUUACUACCGUCAAUCUGCCAGUGAAAACCCUUCGCGUGAAGCCCGAUAAUCGUGCCCGCAUCUAUCGGUCAAUGUCACUCGUCAGCCUCCUUACCGCUAAGUGUAAUAUAGACCGUGGAAGUACCCACAUUUUGCAACUCUUUCGGGUCAGGCAGAAAACUAGGGAAAAUGGGAGGCAGGCCGCAACACAGCCACCCGAUGUGAGAAAGACUACUGCCUUCCCGCAACAGAGAUCAAAUAUUCAUUCGGACAUAUCCAUUGUAUAUCCCAGUGCCAACAUCCUUCAUCCAAUGUCGCACCAAAGCCUUCGGGAUCAAAAAAGUCGAAUAUCAUACAAAACUACGCUGUGGAACCGUGUUCGAAAUCUACUCUAUGACGUUGGACAUAUAUUACAAGUAUACAAAGAAAUCCAAGUGUCCGUGUCUAUAUAUCUUUCUCUUGGCGCGUAUAUCUUUUCGACGAACAAACCCAACCGAUAA